Messenger RNA from Hordeum vulgare subsp. vulgare (domesticated barley), 2334 nucleotides. Its product is annotated as two-component response regulator-like APRR3. Gene Ontology annotation, biological process: phosphorelay signal transduction system; cytokinin-activated signaling pathway. Lineage: Eukaryota; Viridiplantae; Streptophyta; Magnoliopsida; Poales; Poaceae. The record is from RefSeq and is a predicted model, not a curated record. Gene Ontology annotation, molecular function: protein binding.
GACGGCGACGACGAGAUGUCCCCCGACGCCGACGCCGGGGAGCCGGCGGCCGCGGCCGCGGCGGCGGGGGGCGGGGUGGCGGCGCGCGGGGUGAUCCGCUGGGACGAGAUCCUGCCGCGCCGCUCGCUCCGGGUGCUCCUCGUCGAGCACGACGACUCCACCCGCCAGGUCGUCACCGCGCUCCUCCGCAAGUGCGGGUACCGCGUGGCGGCGGUGGCGGACGGGAUGAAGGCGUGGGAGGUCAUGCGGGGCCGCGCGUACGCCUUCGACCUCGUGCUCACGGAGGUCAACAUGCCCACGCUCUCCGGAAUCGACCUGCUCUCCAGGAUCGUCGCCGCAGACGAGUGCAAGAACAUCCCCGUUAUAAUGAUGUCGUCCCAAGAUUCCAUUGGCACGGUGCUAAAGUGCAUGCAGAAUGGUGCAGUGGACUUCCUCGUGAAACCAGUGAGGAAGAAUGAGUUGCGUAACUUAUGGCAACAUGUGUGGAGGCGCCACUCUAUGAAUAGCCAACUAAAUGCAUCAGAAAACAAUGCAGCCAGCAACCAUAUAAGUGUGAAUUCUGGUACCGGGUCAAAGACAGGAGAAAACAGUGAUGAGGAAAGUGAUGCUCAGAGUUCUGGAAGCAAAAGGGAGACUGAAAUUCAGAGUGUUGAGAAAUUACCGGAGACUGUAACACAUAAUGUGGCAAGCUCACCCAGAGAACUAAAAGUACAAAAUGGGCCUUUUGAUAGAAUGAACACAAAGGCACCUGCAUUAAAGGGAACCGAUGAUGCUCCAAGUGGAAAUGCAUGUGGCGCCAGUAAGCCACAAGUGUUUUCAGCUGAGAAGAAUGUGCGUUCGAAGUAUCUUCAUGGCAUUACUUCUGCAAAGGUUGCUGGACAGAUAAUGGAUAAUGCCAUGAGAAUUGCUGAUGCAAGUUCAUGUCGCCCAAGUGAUCUUGGCAAAGAUCUUAUGGCUACUGCCCAACCAACAACUAGCAAAAAAUGCAAAUCUCCAAUCACAAUGAAUAAUGCUGUCAAGCCUGUUAUGAAAAAUACCCUUCGUGAAGAUUCAAAGGGUACUGCAAUCGACCAUCCCUCUCUGGAUGUCAACUUAGGGAAGCAGCAACGUUCUGAUGGUCAUGUGAACCAAGAGCUGAGGGAUAAGGAUAAUUUUAAUCACUCAAAUUCUUCAGCCUUUUCAAGGUAUGGUAAUAAAAGAAUAGAGCCGUCAGCUAAGCAACUGUCUCUUCCCUCCGUCCACUUAACUUAUCAAGAAUCUGUUAAUGACAAGAAUGUUCAAUCUAGUGGGGUUUUGCCCUCACAUGAACAUCAUACAUGCAAGAUUACAAUGCAAGCUCAGGCUCCUUUGGACAGUUGCACAGAGGGUCCUGCCAUUCCGUCUUCAACCAGUGCAAGAGAAGAUGCUGGCACAAGCAGUUCCUCCCCUAGAAAGGACAAUUUCGGUCAUCCUCCAUAUGGCUUUAUACCUGUUCCAAUUCCUGUUGGUGCUGCUAUACCGUACCACUACAGUGCAAUUAUGCCGCCGAUAUACUACACACAACCUCCUUUUAUGCAAUGUGAUCCAUCUGGCAUCAACCAGAUGGGAAUUCAGCAUGCAUAUCAUUCUAGUUACCAUCAAAAUCUUAGUAAACCGUCAGAGAUUGAUGAACACAGACAGCUAGAAGAAAAUCAGCGGUUGCAUCAUUCAAGACAAAUUCUCCAAGAAUCAGGAGAACCUAUUGACUUGUUGAGAGCUCAUGCAGAGCACAAUAACCAGAGUGCUAGUUGUAGCCAGGAUAUCCGUGGAUGGACUGUGAGCGGUGAAACUGAUACAAACACCAACACAGUAAUUGCCCCAGAAAGCGGCAACGAGAGUGGCAUCCAGAACUUUGGUUACAACGGAUUGGAUAGUGACCGGUCUCGUCGUGAAGCUGCCUUAAUGAAAUUCCGCAUGAAAAGGAAAGAUAGAUGCUUCGAGAAGAAGGUGAGAUAUCACAGCAGGAAGAAGCUUGCAGAGCAAAGACCAAGAAUCAAAGGGCAGUUUGUGAGCCAAAAACUCAAGUCAGCUACAACAACAGAAGAUGCGGAAACUGACUAGUGAUGUUGUUGUUAAUCCAUGACUGUACUUUUGAUACCUCCCUUCCCAGGUGAGGGAGAGAAAUUUAAAGUAACUGGUAAGAGUGAAAGGCUGGCAAAAGUUUUCCUUCCAGGGUUAGCCUUUUGUACAAGUGUUGUUCAGUGUACUCCUUUGUCGGUUGUUUAUUCACAUCGUUUGUGCCUGUAAAGAGUGUCGAAUUGAAAAUGCUCAGGGGAAAUAGGAAAUCAAUGCAGAUAUUCAGAUUUUCUUUACUUA